Ostreococcus lucimarinus CCE9901 is the source of this 1101-nucleotide messenger RNA. RefSeq lists its product with no specific name. The record is from RefSeq and is a predicted model, not a curated record. Bases 1 to 1101 code for a protein of 366 amino acids. NCBI's taxonomy places the organism in Eukaryota, Viridiplantae, Chlorophyta, Mamiellophyceae, Mamiellales, Bathycoccaceae. The transcript has 2 exons. Gene Ontology annotation, cellular component: precatalytic spliceosome.
AUGGCGAACGCCACGGAUCCGCUGGCGAAGACCGUGCGCGGGAUGGACCCGCAGAAUAUCAUGGAGCGCAUCACGCGCGAUAAGGUGUACGCGAUGACGUACUGGAAGGAGAAGUGUUUCGCGGUGAGCGCCGAGGCGCUCGUGGACUUGGCGGUGGAUUUACGCGCGGUGGGGGGAAUAUACGGCGGGAACAAUCGAGCGACGGAGUUUCUGUGUCUCACGCUGAAGCUGUUGCAGAUUCAGCCCGAAAAAGAGAUCAUAUUGGAGUUCAUAAAGAACGAAGACCACAAGUACGUGCGGUUGCUCGGGGCGUUUUAUCUGCGCUUGGUCGGAAAGCCGACGGAUGUAUACCAGUAUCUCGAGCCUUUAUUGAACGAUUACAGGAAGGUUCGGUAUCGCAGCCGAGAUGGCAAGUACGUGCUGACGCACGUGGACGAGUUUGUGAACAACUUGUUGACGAAAGAUAUGUUUUGCGACGUCGCGUUGCCGCGGGUGCCGCAUCGACAGGCGCUCGAAGCCGCGGGAUCGCUCGAACCGCGCGUGAGCGCGUUAGAAACCGACGUGAAAGAUUUAGAAGAGCAGUUGGAGAAUGCGGUGGAGGAGGCGAUCGGGCGCGAGAUGCGGAUGGACGUCGACGGGGACGACGACGAGUUGGACACGACGGCGACACGAGACGCCGCCGGUAAGCGCCCACGUGAGGAGGAUGAAGAGGGCGAGCUAGCGAACGCCUCCACGCCAGCGGCCAAAGUGAACCGGCGGCAACCAGUCGAUCUUCACGAUGAAGGAAACGCGCGCCAUCGUUCGAGGUCGCCGCAGCGUCGCGGCGGCGGUGGCGACUACGGCGAGCGUCGCGGCGGCGGCGUGAGAGGGUUGUCGCGAGAUCGCGGCGGAAAUCGCGGUGAUCGCGGCGAACAUGCGCGCCCAGGCGAUCAUCGCGCUGAUUACUUUCGCGAGUCUGAAAAAAAGGAAAAGAAAGAGAAGAAAGAGAAGAAGGAAAAGAAGGAAAAGAAGGAAAAGAAACCCGCCGCCGAGGUCGACCCAGAAAUCGCGGAGGCGAACGCCAUUCGCGCCAAGCUCGGGUUAAAGCCCGUGCGAGGUUGA